CUCGACCAGCCCACUCUUUCCUUACCUAAGCACAGAAAGAGGCGGAACUUGAUGACGUUAGAAACGGUCGCGGUAGUUUUCAAAUGUUCCAUUAAACCGGGAAGGAAGGUUUACAAAUACAGUAAUGGAAGGCCGGAGUUUGAACUAUAGUUUAAGACAGAAAAAAGAAGCGGAGGAUCCUAUGGUGCGUGCUCAUCAGUAUUUUGACGAUGCCAAGCCUGGCAUAUUGUGGAAGGGAAAUGAUAUUCUCGAGAUGCAUCUUACAAACAUAGAGAACCAAGCAUUCGGAUGGGGAUUAAGUCCUGUGCUUAUUGAUGUCCUUCUAGAUUUUGCACUGGGUCUCAAAGCAGGCAGAGCAACAAGUGCACGUAUCAUGAAGUGCUUGAUUCCAGCAACAGUAGUGCCAGAGAACUCAUUGAUUAAAGGUGUUUCUUGGAUAUGUGUGGGCACACUGCCAACAAACUUACAGAUCACAUUUUUCCGCUGGUUUAUCACCAUGUUUGACUUCAUUGACUCAAAGGAACACUUGAAUUCUCUUUAUGGGAUUUUAUUUUAUUUUCUACAAGAUGAGAACUUGUGUCCAUAUGUUUGCAAUUUACUUUACCUAUUAACUACUAGAGAAAAUGUUAAACCAUACAGAGUGAGAAGAGUUAUGGACCUUUAUUCAAAAAUAGGAAUGCAGCCAUAUUUUAAGGAUUUAUUAGCCUUGUAUAAAGUUUUACGUCCAGACCUUGUGUCAAUAUCCAUACCUUCUCGGAGCAAGAAUUCUUUUAAAAAUGCAGAUACCACAUGGAAAGCAGCAAUCCUUGCAGUACAGAAAAAGAAAAAAUCUGAAGUAUCAUUAACCUUGACAGAGAGUUCAGAUCUUAAAAAGCCAAGAAUGCUAUUGUCCCGGAAGAGGAAAUAUAAUAAAAUGAUGACUGUGCCACCUGUAGAAAGCAGACUUCCUGAAACAACCUCCCUUUCAUUUGUGAACUUGACCAGACCAAAAAUGUUUCCAAUAGUGCAGCUUACCAGCUUUCAGCAGCUACUGCAAAAUAUUGAUAAAAUAGAGCUGCCAUCACAAAUGGGCUCAGUGCUGAACUCGCACCUUCUUCUCCAUUACAUUAAUUGUGUGAAAGAUGAUUCUGUAUUUCUUAGAUUUGACUAUUGGCUAGGUCACACACUUAAUGAAGAGUUUCUGCACUGUAAAUAUGCUAGCUCUUCAAUGGAAGUUCAGGAUUUCUUUAAUAAACUGAUAACAGCGCAAAGUUUUUUGCAGGAGGGUUUCCAUAGUAGUGAGAUGUUUGUUUACAAGUUCCUGCAAGUUUGGGAUACCUCUUUGUACCGAACCCAAAUACUUAGCCUCUUGAGUUGUGUGUCUGUAGGACAAAAAGCAGACUUGAUGCAGCCUCUCUAUGAACCUUUGACAUCCUUGUUCUUUAGCUCCUCUGUAUACUUUAAGUGUAGUUUGUUUGACUGCUUAAACAACUUGUUAGUCAACUGGUUGACUUGGCAUUCUGUUUAUGCUACUGAUGCUGUUGAUAUGAGUCUUCCUGGUCAUUCUCCAAUGAACAUGAACCUUUCCGUUGUAGUAAAGUCUAUUUCUGAGCUGAUUGAGUUUGUGGGUCGCAUUGCUACCAUUGGACUGCAUCUUGAAGGGUAUCAUACCCUUUUUCUUCAUUUUGUACUAAAUUUCUAUGAAACGGUUUGUGAUAUGUAUUUACUUUAUGAUCUUCCCUUGGUUAUAAUGCCUCCUGCUGGUGUAUUUUACCCAGCUCUCCUGAGCAUGGAUGCCAUCAAUUUAAAUCAGCUGUGUCAUAUCAUGUACAGGUACAGAGAGAAUCUUGUUGCUGCAAAAAAUCCUGAGCUGCAAUCUAAGAGGCGACUUUACAUUAGCAGUGCAACAUACAAAGAAUGUAAUCAGUAUGUAGUAACUAUGGUAAACUAUCUAUGGAACUCAAAAGCACAUGUAAGCAGUAAUACAUUGGAUACAGGGUUAAAUUUUGAAAUACUGAAGAAAGCCAACAUUACAGAUUUUAAGAAGAGAUUUAAUGUUGUGUAUCAUCCAGCACUAUUUGGAUAUGCCCUUGACUUUUGUAAAAAGUGUUGGACAAAUAAAGGACAAUCAAACAUAAACUCUAUAAAGGGAAAGUACUGGGAUUACUAUCUGAAAUAUCUUUACAGUCAAAACUUAAGGGGACUGAAAGAAUUUAUUGAAAGCAGUGUUUCCAGAAAAGCUGAGAGCACAAGUGAUUGAUUAAAAGGAGGGCUUCCUUCUUGCAUGUUUGAAAAACAUGCUAAUGUACUGCUAUUUAUUUGUCUUGUGAAUAUUUUAUUUGUCUCGCAUUUGCACAUUCUGGUUUCUUUAAUAGCAGAGAAAGCUAAAAGACGCUCAUGUACAUAGUCUGUAAAUAUGUAAUUUCUCCUGUUUAUAUACUUUCAAUUGCAAAUAAAAAUUUUGAUACCUAA
Erpetoichthys calabaricus (reedfish) is the source of this 2451-nucleotide messenger RNA. It is a transcript of the gene cenpi, whose product is annotated as centromere protein I. NCBI's taxonomy places the organism in Eukaryota, Metazoa, Chordata, Cladistia, Polypteriformes, Polypteridae. The record is from RefSeq and is a predicted model, not a curated record. The transcript is spliced from 20 exons. Bases 125 to 2239 code for a protein of 704 amino acids. Gene Ontology annotation, cellular component: kinetochore.